AUGCCAAUCGCAACUAGCCCUGUGCCUUCAGAGGCUGCUUCUAGCCAACUAUCACUUGAACGUCCACAUCACAUAGGAAUCAAAGCCAUCGAGCUUUAUUUCCCCAACACUUGUGUCGACCAAGCUGAACUUGAAAAAGCUGAUGGUGUCUCCUCGGGCAAAUAUACGGCCGGUCUUGGUCAAACGCGUAUGAGCUUCUGCAACGACAGAGAAGACGUGUAUUCUAUUUGUUUGACGGUUUUGUCAUCGCUUCUUCGAAAAUAUGCGAUUGACCCAAAGAGCAUUGGGCGUCUCGAAGUCGGGACUGAGACGCUGCUCGAUAAAUCGAAGUCUGUUAAGAGCGUGCUGAUGCAGCUUUUUGCUGAGGAGAACACUGAUAUUGAGGGCGUGGAUAAUAUAAAUGCCUGCUACGGAGGAACAAACGCCCUGUUUAACGCCGUAAAUUGGGUUGGCUCGCCAUCUUGGGAUGGACGUGAUGCCAUCGUGGUUGCUGGUGAUAUUGCAAUCUACGGCAGCGGUCCAGCAAGGCCAACCGGCGGUGCUGGCGCUGUCGCAAUGCUCAUCGGGCCAAAUGCUCCAGUAGCUGUUCUGCCGGUGCGCGGCAGCUACAUGCAGCACUGUUACGACUUUUACAAACCAGACUUCUCCAGCGAGUAUCCCAUCGUGCAUGGCCAUUACUCGCUGGAAUGUUAUACCAGGGCGCUUGAUAAAUGCUAUGAGGCAUAUAAACGCCGGGAGGAACGAUUUGUUUAUUCAGGUUUACCGGCCAUACCCAAACUGAUAUCAGACAGGUUUGACUUCAUGUGUUUCCAUUCGCCAAAUACAAAAUUGGUAUCAAAAGCCUUUGCCCGGCUAUCCUACAAUGACUUCAAGGAGCAACCAGAUCACCCUUCAUUUUCGACUAUUGAUACCACGUUUCGAUCAGUCAAUUAUGAAGAAUCGCUCAAGGAUCGGAAGCUUGAAGCAGCAUUCAAAACUCAGUCGGCAGAGCCCUUUACCCAGCGCGUCUCCCCCAGUAUCACGGCGCCAACAAUGUGUGGGAAUAUGUAUACCGCAAGCUUAUAUUCUUCUUUAGCUAGCCUUCUUAGCAACAUUGAGCCAGAGAAGUUACUUGGAAAGACAGUUGGUAUGUUCAGCUAUGGCUCGGGAUUGGCGAGCACACUUUUCUGCCUGGAAGUAGUUGGGGAUACGAGCAACUUACGCAAGGCGCUGGAUCUUACCAAAAGGCUUGAGGCCCGUGAGGUAGUUGAUCCAGCAAUCUGGCUCCGCGAGAAAGCCCACCUUCAGAAAGGCUUCGUACCACAUGGCGAAAUUAGCAGCCUAGUACCAGGCACAUACUAUCUUGCCAAAGUUGACGACCAGUACCGCCGAACAUACGCAAUCGCGGUGUGA
This is a messenger RNA of Microsporum canis CBS 113480, 1392 nucleotides long. Its product is annotated as hydroxymethylglutaryl-CoA synthase. The record is from RefSeq and is a predicted model, not a curated record. Lineage: Eukaryota; Fungi; Ascomycota; Eurotiomycetes; Onygenales; Arthrodermataceae. The coding region runs from base 1 to 1392 and encodes 463 amino acids. Gene Ontology annotation, molecular function: hydroxymethylglutaryl-CoA synthase activity. The transcript has 4 exons. Gene Ontology annotation, biological process: ergosterol biosynthetic process; acetyl-CoA metabolic process.